AUGGCGUUUCACGAGCGCAAUUUCGAGCAUACCUCAUCAGAUUUGCCUGAUAAUACAGGAUAUGAGAUGGCUCCAGAUGCCUUGAACCAUUAUGUGGACAUACCCUGGAGACAAAUGCAACCCGAAUGGCUACAAGUCGGCCCAACCACCGUUAAUCGUUCGUACGAUGUCGCCGACUCGCGAAUUGAUCUCGGGUCCCAGUGGCUGAGCUCACAUGACACUCGACAAUACACGCAUGGCUCUUACAACGCGUUCCGUCAUGGGCUAUCCGCCUCCCAAGGUCAUGUAACCGGGGAGCAAUCAAGCUCUAAUCAACCAUUCGAAAACGGAUACAAUUUCGCAUCUCAGGUCUCGGCUACACGCCGUCAGGCUGGACCCGGCCCCAGCUCCAACACCCAAAUCAACACGUGGGAUUCUCAUCUUGAUAUGACGAUCGAAGCGGGGCAGAUAAUGCAACAGCAGAAAGUUCUACCGAGCAGAACAUACAGAUGCCUUUGGCAAGGUUGUCGGUACACUGGCACGUUUCGUCGCAGCGCCGAACUGAGGCGGCACGUCGACACGCAGCACAUUGCCCCAAAGUCGUACAUAUGUCCAGUCUCAGAUUGUGGUCGACCAUACAACCGAGGAGAUAAUUUGAAUGAACAUUUGCGACGAGCUCAUGGAUCGAAUUUCUAA
Molecule: messenger RNA, 675 nt
Organism: Penicillium verhagenii
Lineage: Eukaryota; Fungi; Ascomycota; Eurotiomycetes; Eurotiales; Aspergillaceae
Exons: 1
Coding region: 1-675 (224 amino acids)
Biological process (GO): regulation of transcription by RNA polymerase II
Cellular component (GO): nucleus
Molecular function (GO): RNA polymerase II cis-regulatory region sequence-specific DNA binding; DNA-binding transcription factor activity, RNA polymerase II-specific
Source: RefSeq, a predicted model, not a curated record